GACUUCAGUUGUCACUGCGACGCCAGUGGAACAACAUUGUGUUGUGUAAUUUUUUCUCUAGGAAUCUGAAUUGUUAAGUUAUUCAUACUGUUACUCACGCGUUGUUAGUUCCAUAGAAAAACGAUGUUUUUGUGUAAGAAUAGAAUUUUAAUAAAUUACCAUCGGACUAGAUUCAACAAGUGUUCUUCAUUCAAGUGCUUCGUACAAUUUUUAAGUAAAAAACCUUUUCAUCCUCGGUAAAUUUGCUUUUCUAUGUGGUCAAUGCUACAAAACACUUUAAUGUAAAUAUCUAAUUAAUCUAAAAUGAAGGUGUAUUUGAAUAUUUUCAUUCUUUCUACUUUUUAAUUAUAUCUCAUUUAUAUUUAUCAUUGUUUAAUAGUUUUCUCCUAUGUAAAAUUGAAUCAAUGGUGAGAAACAAUAAUCAGUGCUAAAUUAUGUAACUGGACAUUCAGUGAAUACUAAUUGUACAUUUUAUCUAAAUUUGACUGGUCGAGGAGUCACACGUGCCGAGUAAUAAAUCCUGCAAGGACGAUAGCUGUGGUAUGGGAAGGAAAUCAGUGGGCAUUUACUGUCUUCCACAAUCCUAGGCGUUCGCGAAUCUUCUAGAGUUCAGUAAACUCCUGGUCACGGUGACGUGACUGUGAGCGCCGCAUAAAGGAGCUUAAUGGAGAAAUGACUUAUUUCCAGCCGUAACCCGAACACCGGUCCGAGCAUAGGUAGGUCACAGCAUUGUACAGAGUCGCAACGCGCCACGGUUUCAUUGCGUUGCGUACCAUAUUGCGCAACACCGGUCGGUAUCUAUUAACUUCAGAUCUGGUAUCGUGAAAGUAAAGCGCCGCUCACAGUCGCCUAAUAGAAGAUCCAGACGUUUACGGGGUGACGGAUAGUGGGCGCACGUGACUGGUCACGUGGAUAGAACAUCAGAGAAAUCGAGGAACGCUGAUCGUGGUGAUUCUUCGACUGUUUUCCUUCGUUUAAACCCAGAUAGAGAAUUCGACGCGUGACUUACGAUACAUCAAAGGAGAUUAAGAGAAAUUUCUCUUUGAUCCAUCGUCUGCAAAUCAGCCGUUGUGAUUCAUACAAUGAUCGCGUAAGGUGCAGGUGUGUUUGCGGGAAGUGGAAGAUUUGCGGUUUGAAGAUCAAGGAGGUGUAAUUUCUCUGCCCGUCGCAAGGGGAAACCUUGAUAUGAGCUGACACGGCUGUUCAGCCGCCGGAAGUGGUAAGAAGAGCAAGAACCGCAGGAUGUCUGGCGAGAUGCGCGCGCAGCCCUUAGACACAACUACGUACGGUGGUAGCAUAAUGCAGCCCGACGAGGAGAUUCAGUACGCGCCAAGGAGUCGUCCUGUUAGCUUUUACGAUAAUUUUAAGGACGUGCCAAUGGUGGCACCUUGCGUGACUUCCGCUCUAAGCGCCGACAAUUUGAAUCAGGUUCGUGACAACGGUAUUAGCUCGUCGAUGGCCACGGCCAAUAACAACAAUAACAACAAUCGAGUGAGUAGCGCAGUCAGUGCUGGUAACGUGUCGAAGAUCCAGAACGCCAAGGUCACCGGUGCAGUAUCGACAGGGAACAUUGGGAAAAUCUAUCGGUUAGAAAAGGAAAAAGAGUUGGGUCGCGCCCCGUCAAUGGCCAAUUGUUUGUCAACCACGGUUCCCGUUAACUUGGCAGCCGCUCAAAUUGCUGGUCGGCACACGCCCACAAGGAAUUCCCUCAGGCACAGCAGGAUGAUCGUAUUGCAUCGCAGCGGUCAUCGACCUCAAAAAUUCCUACCGCCGUUGGUUUAUCACUGGCGGUUAGGACGGUGUUUAGCAGCGUUGCAAACGAUUCUCGGUGUCGCGAUAACUUCGUUAUCAUUAUGGUUAUUACUUUGGGCACCUCAUCUACCUGUGGCGGAUAAUCCCUAUUGGAGUGGAAUGCCGUUGUUACUUUCGGGUAGCUUCGGUAUUUGCUUGCUGUGUUGUUUCAAGAAGGAGUACCCCGUCAUGAGUCCUGGAUUGUGUCUCACUUUGAUCAAGGUAAUCAGCGUGCUACUGGCAACUCUAGCAACAGUGACCUGUUCCAUCGCGUGUGUAUUCUCUGCGAUACACCUGGCGCGUUUAAUGGGCCUGGAAUGCAACCCAGCGCGGGUAUUAAACGCUACCUGCGUGUGCAGGCCUCGGGGGAAUACGUCGAACUUCACCGAAUCGGCAGUUAGAUACAUAGAUUUGAAUUGUCCCGAAGUAGAGAGUAUUUUGAUCAUUCUUCUCAUCUUUUCCUCCACUUGCAACGCCCUUGGAGCCUUAGUAUCGGGCUGGUAUACCUACCUACAUUGGAGUACCAGACACAAAAGGCCAAAAUACAUGCAAGUGAGAACCACUCCCAUCAGUGGGAACAACUUCCUCAGCAGCAGGCCAAUAUACAAUCCAAAUCUGAACGAACGAUGACAGUCUUCACAUGAUACUGACGAAGAAACAUCGUAUCUUCGUUAUUCAUCAUUAACGAUGGAUGAUGGAGUAUUCUGAAGGUGUUUCGAAAUUAAUGACAGUUUCUCCCGGAAAUUUAGCAGUGGAUGUUACACAAACGACAAUAACGGUGAUUUUACUUUAAAAAACUCAUUGGAAGAGCUCUUUUAAUAUAUGUGUUUUAAUACGACAACGGACUAAUAACGAAAUACUUCUGUUUAUGUUGAGGAUACAUACCAAAAGUAACACGUUGAAAUACGUGUGAGCUAGUCUUGGAUAAUAAAAUAGAUCUACAAGUGGUUCUCAAGCGAACGUUUGUAAUACAGUAUGUAUAAACUUAGGGAAGAUUAGAAUGAUUGAUAAGAAAUCAUAUUUAUAAUUGAUUAAAGUGGUAUUUAAUAGGUGAAAGUCAGGAAGACUAGGAUAAUGAUCGUGUAAUUGAAUUUACUAAUUAUUUAAAAAUCUUCUUAAUGUGUUCUUAAUAUUUAUUACAUCAUAACUAAGCAGUACAUUGCUAAAUAGGUAGUAAUUGGUAUAUUUUUAAGAAGGAUGAAUGUAAUUUGUUGUUAACAUGUCAAGUCAUGUAAUGUAACUUUUGAUAAUUCAUCGAUAAUGUAGAAAAACUUCAUAGGUUAUAAUAUCUGAACUAAAACAAAUUCUCUUUUACUAAAGAAUAACAUAUUUGAGUAGUUUCAUAUUAUUAUUAUAAGGUUAAUUAAAAGGAAACAAGCUCUUUUCGAUGGUAGAAACGCAUUCAGAAGGAAAUCGAGUCAGAACUUGAUUCCUGCAAAGUAAUUUUCACGAUUAAUUUCCGUGUGGAUCGUCAGUAUUUUAGGUGUAUUAUAGUAAAGAAAGCAAGUGAAUGUAUCGCGCGCGCGCGUUUGUGUGUGUGUUCGUUCAUUCGUACGUGUAUCGUGUUUGUAAUGUAAGCAAGAAAUAAAUUAGGAGCGUGAGUGAAACGCUUUUUAAUUUCUAUACUUGUA
Messenger RNA from Bombus pyrosoma, 3422 nucleotides. Its product is annotated as sarcospan. Gene Ontology annotation, cellular component: dystrophin-associated glycoprotein complex; sarcolemma. Bases 1243 to 2421 code for a protein of 392 amino acids. The record is from RefSeq and is a predicted model, not a curated record. NCBI's taxonomy places the organism in Eukaryota, Metazoa, Arthropoda, Insecta, Hymenoptera, Apidae. The transcript is spliced from 9 exons.